UUGAGGCGAGGUCCCAACCAUAGUAUUGUGUUGCAAUUUAAUUUAAUUAAUUAAAAUUUUCAUUUAAUAUACCUGUACAAGAUCAGUCCCAGCACAGACUGUUCAUAUUCACAUUCCUGUUGUAAUAAAAUAACUUCCAUACACCUCACAAACAUAUGGGAAGAAGAAAGAAAGAACGAAAAGAAAAGAAAAGAAAAGAAAGAAAGAAAGAAAGAAAGAAAGAAAGAAAGAAAGAAGAAAACUAAUAAAUACAGAAAGAAAUGCCCUAUCCUUAUACUCUGUUUUUCUUCUAUCAGCAAAACGAGAGGAAACACACAUCAAAGCAUAAGGCAGACAACAGGAAUAUCAGGAAGUUAAAAUUAUUUCAAGGCAAUGCUCUACCCACCAUCAAUAUCAAAAAAACCCAACAUAAAUAAUAGUUUUGAAUUAAUAAAUCCAAAACUGACUUCUUUACUGGAGGUUACCAAGGGACAGAAGAACUCAGAUCCUGAAGCCUGACACUGAUCAAACAGGGAUCAGGCUCAAAAUCACAACACUCUCCACCACAGAAAAACAUCUCCGCUCUUUGUGACACCCAGCACAGCCCCCCUGAACCAACAUUCAAAUAGGCAAGAGUGACACCGGCCCCGGGUAAGGGGAUACCCAGCACAUUUACAUCCCUGCACCUGCCCUGCUGCCCAGAGCAGUGACACCAAAUCCCCCCCAGCAGCAGCAGCAGCAGCAGCAGCAGCAGCAGCUCUAUAAAGCUCCUCUUGCCAUCCCUGACACUCCACCAAGAGCAGCCACUGACCUGCCUCAGGCUCUGCUGCCACAGCCCCCUUGGCCAGCACAGCUCUGCUCCCCAGCUCACACCAUGGAAGCUUGUCACUCUCCAUGGCAAUCCAAUGUCACUUCAUAUGGGGCCACAACUGUGGCCAUCAUCACCCUGGAGGCGUUUGCUGGCAUGUGGAUCAAUGCUUUCAUCGUUGGUGUGCUUUGCAUUGGCUGGGUCAAAAAGAAAACCCUGAACUCUAAUGAGAAGAUCUUGCUGCUGCUGGGGUGCUCCAGGAUUUUCUAUUUGUGCUUCUCAUGGGUAUAUUGCUCCCUUUCAAUAACUUAUCCCAAUUACCUUUAUGUUCAACCCACAUUUCAACUAAUUGUAUUUUUUCAAGCCUUUUUUAAUUGUUCCAACUUGUGGGUUUCUGCCUCUCUUUGUGUUUUUUAUUUUAUAAAAAUUGCCAAUUUCAGGAACAGGUUCUUCAUCUACCUGAAAGUAAAAACCGACAGGAUUGUGCCCUGGCUUUUGUUGGCAUCAUUGCUUUCAGCCUUGGCUAUCGGCAUCAUCGCUUAUGACUUGGCUGUUACAAACCUCAUCAUCAGCUGCAAUUCCACCGGGAAAGGAAAUUUUUCAAAAACUAGUGGUAAAAUGGAUGAAAAUUUUUUCCAGAUAUAUUUUAUCUAUGGCUUUGGAUUUGUUGUAUCUUUCACAGCAGUCAUCUCUUCUGCCCUUCUCCUUCUCUUUUCUCUCUGGAGACACAAAUGCAAGAUGCAGAAAAACUCCAUGAACACCCUCAGCAUGGAUGCCCACAUCAAAGCCAUUAAAUCUAUUCUCUCCUUUUUUAUAAUGUAUAGUAUUAACUUCAUAGUUUUGAUCCUCUCACUAAUCAAUUCAACAAAAGAAGAUAAUUAUGUGGCAUUUCUUAGUUUACUAUUUCUGUAUGCUUUUCCAGGUGUUCAUUCCCUUAUUCUGAUUUUCAGCAAUCCUAAACUGGAAAAGACAUUGAUAAGGAUUCUAUCCUGUGUCAAGUGCAAGGAUUGCAUGAGGUAGGAACUGUAAUAAAUGCUAGUGCCUACACAAAGUCUUUGUAUUUCAUUAUAAGACAAAAGUCAAUUUAUCUCUAAUGGAAAUCUCCAGGUAGAUGAUACAGAUGUUCUCUCUUUAGCACCGAAGUUAAGAAUAAAUCUUUCCAAUUCUUUGAGCCAAAUGAGUAUGACUUAGAUUAUUGGUAGCAGUUCAUUUAGGUAAUUCAUUCAGGUAAUUUUUUGAGUUCAAUUCUUGUCAAUAACAAAUUCAUUUAGAUCUGGUACAUGGGCUGGAUGCAAAGGGGCAAUAAGAGUACUGCAAACUUUCCUCAAACACUUUGGCAUUUGCUGAUUGAAAAAUGACUGUACUCAGCAUCAGGUUUAUUUGUGUUUGGGUUUACAUUUCUUUCUGCUGUGUCUCUGUUUUUUUGCCAUAUUAUCACUUGUAAUACUGGGUGGGGUGGCUGUUCCUUGAAGAACUGCAGUCUGAGGAGCACCCAUAUUGGAGACAUCUGAUCCUGAAGGACUGCAGCCCACUAAUGGGGUCCACACUCUAGCAGGAAAGAGAGCAUGAAGAGGAAGGAGUGGAAGAGAAAACUUUUUGUGGACUGACUGCAACCCCUAUUCAAUGUCACCCUGCACCAUGUUGGGGAGGAGGUGGAGAAGCUGGGAAUGAAAGUGAAUUUUGAGCUGUGAUGAAGGGUGAAAGGGACAGUGCUCUAGUUUUGUACUUGUUCCUCACCAUCGUAGCCUAUAUUCAAACAGCAAUAAAUUAAAUAAAAUUUUGGAAAUUUGAGUCUGUUUUCUCCAUGACAGUAACUGGUGGGUGAUCUUCCUGUCCUUAUCUCAACCCAUGAGCUUUUAUCUUCUAUUUUCCCUCUUGACCUAUUGCAGAGCAUGAGUGAAGAAGAGGCGGGCGGAGGGUCUGGCAGGUGUCCAAGUUUAACAAUCCACAGCAGGUCAUGUAAAUAUUAAAUAAUUCCAACAUCAACAGAACAGAAUCCAAGUGUUCAUUUCUUUUACCAGCUCUGGCUCAGAGGGACAAUUUACUGCAUACGCAGUGCCAGGUGUGUAUUUUCAUAUUAUCACCUUCAAAAAGAUUCAAUCCUGUUCAUGAAAUGAGAGAAACAACCUUUUAAACCAGAGUAACAUCUUAAUCACUACAAUAUUUCCUUUUCCCAAGACUACAGAGUCUCCACAGGGGGUGGUAGUGACAAAGUCUUGGUGAAUCUCUCUCCUUCUCCAAUGACACCGGAGGGGAUGGCUUGGAACUAAAAGCAGACUCUGUAUUUUAAAGACCCAAUCCGCACAUUCCAUGCAUUGAAAACCUGGUAUUUGAGACUCUGGUUUUAUAUUGAUUUUGUUUUCAAGGGGCCAGAUUCCCCAUGCAGAGCUGAGCCCAAAAUUCAGCCAUGGUGUGGUCCUGCACAGUCCCAGCAUAGACAGUUCAAAUAGACAUCGGUUGUAAUAGAAAUAACUUUGAUUCACAAAGAUACGGAAAGAAGAAGAAAGGAAGAAAGGAAGCAAGGAAACAAACAAGGGGAAAAACCCAACAACCCCACAGAGUGUUUUCAUUCAGGAAAAGAGAAGGAAAUACACAUCAAAGCAUAAGGCAGACAACAGGAAUAUCAGGAAAUCGAAAAUUCCCUCAAGGCAAUAGUCUGCCCAUCAUAAAUGUAAAAAAAUAACAAAAGAAAUAACAUUUCAAAAUAAGUGCAAUCAAAAAUAAAAUUGGACAUAGUGGGUGACAAAGAAGUAGAAGAACCCAGAUCCUGAAGCCUGACACUGAUCAAACAGGGAUCAGGCUCAAAAUCACAACACUCUCCACCACAGAAAAACAUCUCCGCUCUUUGUGACACCCAGCACAGCCCCCCUGAACCAACAUUCAAAUAGGCAAGAGUGACACCGGCCCCGGGUAAGGGGAUACCCAGCACAUUUACAUCCCUGCACCUGCCCUGCUGCCCAGAGCAGCGACACCAAAUCCCCCCAGCAGCAGCAGCAGCAGCAGCAGCAGCAGCAGC
Molecule: messenger RNA, 3803 nt
Organism: Motacilla alba alba
Lineage: Eukaryota; Metazoa; Chordata; Aves; Passeriformes; Motacillidae
Product: taste receptor type 2 member 105-like
Exons: 1
Coding region: 854-1807 (317 amino acids)
Biological process (GO): G protein-coupled receptor signaling pathway; sensory perception of taste; detection of chemical stimulus involved in sensory perception of bitter taste
Cellular component (GO): membrane
Molecular function (GO): bitter taste receptor activity; G protein-coupled receptor activity
Source: RefSeq, a predicted model, not a curated record